AUGUUGCCUCAGUUAGGUGAAGAACAAGAAGUUGAACAGGUUGUCAAAUUCACUGAGCAGGGUGAAGCAACCCGUUAUGGAAAUUUUAAAGGUUAUUAUGGUUAUCGUGAUCCAUCACAAGAUAAUCGUUUGACUUGUAUGGAAUCGCAAUGGUUUAACCAGAAAGAUGUUCUCGACAUAGGCUGUCAUAGUGGUCAUGUGACGUUUUUUAUUGCUGAAAACUUUAAUCCAAAAACAAUUCUUGGAGUUGACAUUGACCAACAACUAAUACAUCGUGCACGACAACGUUUAUUGAAUAAAAUAAAAAAUUACAAACGAACUAAAACUACCAGUGAGCCACACAUGCAAUUUCCAUUGAAUAUGCGUUUUCAACAGGCCAACUUUGUACUGGAAAAUGAUGACGAUCUAAAUUAUAUUACUGAAGAAUAUGAGACAAUCAUUGCGUUUAGCGUAACAAAAUGGAUUCAUUUAAAUUUUGGAGAUGAUGGUAUUAAACGAUUUUUCAAACGUAUCUAUCGUGCAUUGAGACCAGGUGGAAUUUUGUUGUUAGAACCGCAACAGUGGCAGAGUUACCGAAUAAAACGUAAAAUGACGAAACAAGUCUGGGACAAUUAUCGUCGUAUUGAAUUUAAACCAACACAGUUUUUGUCUUAUUUAUUAUCGAGUGAAGUGGGUUUUCAAACGUGUCAUACAGUUGCCACGCCAUCCAACAAGCAUAAAGGUUUUGAACGUUCAAUUUUCAUGUUAAUCAAAGCAAAUUCUAUCGAUACGCUUACAUAUCUCGAUACUUUAUCAGAUCAACAGCCAACAAAUUUGCCACCUUCCAUAUCCUCAUUUUGUUGUUUUGACGAUGAUUUGGACAAGAUAAGCACAGCUGAAAAGAUUGAUAGUAGUUCGCUUGCUGCUAAUGCUGACCAAGUAGCUUCACUAAUGUAUACGGAUCUUUCAACGCUUAAUCAGGUCCAAGCAGUCCAGAAGACCGAAUAA
Molecule: messenger RNA, 987 nt
Organism: Didymodactylos carnosus
Lineage: Eukaryota; Metazoa; Rotifera; Eurotatoria; Philodinida; Philodinidae
Source: the annotation of a GenBank genome assembly